Messenger RNA from Talaromyces marneffei, 1491 nucleotides. RefSeq lists its product as uncharacterized. Lineage: Eukaryota; Fungi; Ascomycota; Eurotiomycetes; Eurotiales; Trichocomaceae. Gene Ontology annotation, molecular function: protein binding. The coding region runs from base 1 to 1491 and encodes 496 amino acids. The record is from RefSeq and is a predicted model, not a curated record. The transcript is spliced from 2 exons.
AUGGCAGAGAGCGAUCCUCCUAUCCCGGACCUCUCGGACCACGCGGAGUCCCCCUCUCGAGUGAUUGGCAGGCGUAGAAACCGCCUCGUGAACAUCAUUAAGCAGAACGACCUCAAUCAACUCCGUCAAUUCAUCGCCUCAUACCCUCCAGAGGAUGUGAUCGCCCCUGGGACACCCUAUUUGGAGGACAUCUUAUUCCAUGCAGCCUCGUACGGCAGUCCCGAGGCUCUUGAAAUCCUCUUGGAGGUGUACGCUGCGGCCCCAGAAAUUGUAAAGGGAUUCAACCCCAAGUUCAACCUGCUGAUCGACGCAUGUGCUGCGGCAAACGUUGAUGUGGUGCGCUUUAUCCUGGACCGUCAUGGCAGUCCAGAGAAUCGGUUACCCCUCGGGACGGUGGAUUUGCAUCAGAGAGAUAACUCCGGAGAUACGCCAAUCAUCGCGGCUGCAGGGUCGCUGGAGUGUUUUGUCAGGAAUACAGAUGAAGAAGAUAAGACUGAGUGGGUUCAGAAUCGGAUUUCAAGGGGCCAUCGGUUGAUUUAUCUCCUUCUUGACUGGGGCUGUUCAGCGACAGACGUUGUUCCCCCUGUGCCAAAUGAUAUCUCUCCUGGAGGAAGUCAGGUGCGGGAUAGUGUACUUGGAGUAGCUGUGUCGAGGGCUAAUGGUCCAUUAAUUCAACGGCUCAUUGACUCUGGUGCUGAUAUCUACCUUAAGCACCAACACUUCUAUCCGUUCCAGUUGAGCCUGACAAAGGAUCACAUCAUCAACAUUAUAAAAACUAUACCAACCCUGAUCUGGCUUCCUCUUGUGACAGUGAUGGGCGACUCCCACUACAUUGGGCAGCUAACGGCCCCGGAGAUUCAAAUUGUAGACUCCUGGAUAAGCAGCUUAGAAUUACAGAGACCCUUCGACUGCUUCUUGACUAUGAUUCUACUGGGAUUAAUCUUAUUGACAACACUAGAUCCACGCCGCUGCACUAUGCUGCUAUGGCUCAUGCUAGGUGCAGCUGUAGCCAGCAUGCUGAGCUUACUAUCUGCACUUUACUCGAUCCUGGAUUUAAUCCUGUCACACGGUGCCAAUAUCAACCAUGCCGAGAACAACGGCAGAACGCCAUUGCACGUCUUUGCUCGAAAUCUUCGGCAGGUCUCGGCGGCAAAGUUCUUGAUUACACAUGGGGCGGGUUUCCGCGCUCAGGAUAGUGUCCGGGAGACGUCCUUUCACGCGGCAGCGCGGGGGUUUUUGAUUGAUCAUGUAUGCCGUAGUGGGAGAUAUGAGCAAAUGACAACUGCGAACAGGAUCAGGCUUCAGGAUGAGAUGAUGCGUGCUCUGCAGGAAGCUGCCGCGGAGGAUACUGCUAUGUUGACGAGCCAGCCAAAUGCGGAGGGUAAAACUCCGCAGGACUUGCUGGAGGAGACGAGAAAUCGGUGGUAUGGAUCGGACCAGCACAUAAACCCCGGAAGAGGCAGAGGGCAGCCAGUACAUGUAGGGGCAUAA